Puntigrus tetrazona (Sumatra barb) is the source of this 2402-nucleotide messenger RNA. RefSeq names its product UBX domain-containing protein 4-like. Lineage: Eukaryota; Metazoa; Chordata; Actinopteri; Cypriniformes; Cyprinidae. The transcript is spliced from 13 exons. The record is from RefSeq and is a predicted model, not a curated record. Gene Ontology annotation, molecular function: protein binding. Bases 99 to 1505 code for a protein of 468 amino acids.
AACUGCUUCCGUGUUCCGCGCGCAGCUUCCGGCAGCUGUGAGUUGUCGAAUCUUUGGGAACCGCAGCAGAACAGAGCUUCAUCAUCGUCAUCUUCAUCAUGCGCUGGUUCGAGGGCUCGAUCCCGGCGGCCAUCGCGGCAGCUAAACAGCGCAGAUGUGUGUUUGUGGUGGUCAUCACAGGGAGUGAUGAUCAGUCCUCUCAGCUGAUGUCCAGUUGGGAGACGGACAGUGUGUGGGAAGCAGCUCAGAACUGCUGUGUGGCCAUCCGAGUGGACGCUGAGAGUGAAGCAUGUGUCCAGUUCUCUCAGAUCUAUCCGGUGGUGUGUAUCCCGUCCAGCUUCUUCAUCGGAGAGAACGGCAUUCCUCUAGAAGUGAUCGCCGGCAGCGUGACGGAGGACGAGCUCAAGCGCAGGAUCAGCAAAGUCUCACAGAUGCACACGCAGCAGAUGAGCGCUGAGAGAGCCAAUGAGACGGAGGAGGCCGCAUCUAAAGAAUCCCUGUCCGUGCCGAUGGAGGAAGACGGAGCAUCAGGUCACAUGACUCCAGCAGAAGAUGCGUCUCAGCCGGACGAAGCUCUGGACAGUAAAGUAGAGAGGAUAACAAAGAAGCUGGAGGAAAGACGUGAGCAGAAGAAGAAAGCAGAAGAAGAGAACGAGCUGAGGAAGGAGGUGGAGAGGCGUAAGAUGGGCAAGGAGAUGCUGGACUUCAAGAAGAAGCAGGAGGAGGAGAAAACCAAGCGUCUGCUGGAGGAGAGGAACCGAGAGAAGGCUGAGGAGCGAGCGGCCAGAGAACGGGUCAAGCAGCAGAUCGCUCUGGACCGUGCUGACCGAGCGGCUCGUUACGCUCAGAGCCAGGCGGAGGUGGAAGCGGCUCGGGUCGCUGCCCUUCAGGCCAGAGCCUCAGAACAAGAGUCCAGGAGAGACGCCGCUCAGAGAGAGAGGAGUGCGUUUGCAAGGAUUCAGUUCCGUCUGCCGGACGGCUCGUCCUUCACUAACCAGUUCCCCUCAGAGACCCGUCUGCUGGAGGCCCGGCGCUUCGCUGCUCAGGAGGUGGGCGGCCGAUACGGUCAGUUCUCUCUGGCCACCAUGUUCCCCCGGAGAGAGUUCACCGACGAAGACCUACAGAGAUCACUGCUGGAGCUGGAGCUGACCCCCAGUGCCUCCAUCGUGCUGCUCCCACAGUCCAGCAGUGCUGUGGUGCGCUCGUCAGCGUCCGGAGGCGUCUGGACAGUGCUGGGGUCACUGCUGUACCCGCUGCUGUCCGUCUGGAGGUACAUCAGCAGCUUCCUGUUCAGCAGCGCUCCUGCUGCUCCUCCACCGGCCCCCCAGAACACACACGGCCCCGGGGCCGCCGCAGAGCCAAAGAGAGAUGCAGUUCGUAAGAGGAUCCUUGAGAAGAGGCCCGAGGACUUCAAGAAAGAUGGUAAAAUAUACGGCUACGGACUCAAGAAGACAACGAGGGGCGACAACAACACCUGGAACGGUAACUCCACGCAGCAGAUGUAGCUCUGGUGGUUUCUGAUCUCCAUCCCUCUUCCUCCGGCUCCACCCCGCAUGGGUCAAUCUAACUGCUUUAACCAGGUGACUCCGGCAUCGCCAGGAUUGAUUUAAUACAGUAAUCGCCGCUGAGAAAGCGGCCUGUUGUGAAAAUAUCUGACGGUUUGUGGCGUUUUAUCUGGAGGUUUUAACCCCUCAGCGUCAUAAACCGCUUCGGCAAUAGAAUGUCUUUCUACUAGUUUGAGCACAGAUGCUACUUGAUCCUUUAACGAUAGAAUAAAAGAUGUUUUUCAAUGAAACGCUUCGACUGCAGUCAUUCUUCUCUUUUGAUUUUUUUUUUUGCUUCUUUUUAAUCUUCUACAACUGUCUGUGUGUUUUCAUCAAUGUCUGCGAAUUUAUGAAUCAUGUGACAAUCUUUUGCAAAAAUUCAUCCGUUACUAUUAUCUGUUGUACUCUGUGUGAUCAUAGUUUGUAAUUCAUAUUAAAGCUAAAAGUAUUUUGGGUUCUCAUUCUUUUACUGUAUGCUUUGUCCGGUUUCUUUGAGUUCUGCUGCACAGAGAUCAGAAGGUCAGGUGAGGCAGAUUAUGAUUGUGUUUAUUCGCAUUAUAACGUUUCAGAUAGAAGCAAACUUUUGUGUAUCAAAGUUUCAUACCUUCAGAAUGAUUGAGAAUGAGUUUGACUCGUGCUCCAGGGCUGUUGACUUAUUAACGAACAAAAAACAUGCAGUAAAAAUGAAAAUCAUAAUGCUUUUCUAACAGGAAACACAUUUUAAAAACAAAGCAUGAGAGCAUGAGGCCUCCAGCAGACGAUGAAGAGAUAAAAGGUGGUUCUAUAUUCACUUCUAAAAGCAAAUGUUGUGUUUUCAGUGAUUUAUUUGUGUCACAUUAAAGAGACGGUUCACACGAA